This is a messenger RNA of Coregonus clupeaformis (lake whitefish), 6502 nucleotides long. RefSeq names its product E3 ubiquitin-protein ligase TTC3. The transcript is spliced from 47 exons. Lineage: Eukaryota; Metazoa; Chordata; Actinopteri; Salmoniformes; Salmonidae. Gene Ontology annotation, molecular function: protein binding. The coding region runs from base 128 to 5851 and encodes 1907 amino acids. The record is from RefSeq and is a predicted model, not a curated record.
UCACAAUGUUCACAAUGCCAGCAACGCCUGACCUGUGGUAAACUGAGCAUGUCGCCAUAAAAUACAAGUGAAAAUUAUUUUAGGAAGAGAACAAGAAAGGCAGUUUGGUUGUUUCAGACUUCCCAAAAUGUCAGAUUCAGACUCCGGUCCAGAGUUUGUGGACUGCGACAUCAGACACGGGGCGAAACUUAUCUAUGACAUAGACAGUCCCUUUGUAGCCCUACAACCUCCAGAUGUUAUAUAUGAGCGAUGGAAUAAAAUCCCUGUCAUUUUGAAAAAGAAGGCGGCCCAGUUGAUGCAAUUGUGUGCCUUUUGGUACCACAUUCUGCUGCGUCAAGAGAAUCACAACACCACACGCUGGGCUGUUCAAGUGGGCUUCCUAGACUCAAACGUCAGCAAUGACUUGAGUCUGAAGAGACUGCACAAGAUAGAAAUAUUGGAAGCUAUCCUCAGAGCGAUGGAAAAAGGAUGUUUAUUAGAAGAUCAAACAAGGCAUAUGAUCUGGAUAAGCAAUAAAUUUAACUUGCAUGUGCCAGAGGUCCUGGACGAAGCGAUACACUGGCUGGAGCGGACAGGAGAGCCCCGCAUCAAGCAGCGGGUUGAGGAGCUGGGCCCCAGAGGGAACUGCUUUGCCGCCCUGCAGCUCAUCUUCACUGAGUAUUCCCACUAUACACAGGCUAUGGGAGUCAACAGAAAAAAAAUGAUGCGAGAGCUUGCACAGGGCCCCUGCCAAUGGUCUAUUGAGAAAAGUGAAGAGAUGAAGACUAGAGGAAAUGAUCAAUUUCAGAAAAAGAAAUAUGAUGCAGCAGUCAAGUGUUACUCAAAAGCCAUCAAAUAUCACCCUGAAAACCACAUUAUCUAUGGGAACCGAGCGCUUUGCUAUAUCCGUAGUGAAAAAUAUCUAAAAGCUGUUGGUGAUGGAAAACGAGCCACUUUAAUACAACCAGAGUGGGCAAAGGGUCACUACCGGUACUGUGAGGCGCUGUUCCUCCUGGGGGAACACAAGCGGGCGAUAGAGGCCAACGAGUGGGGCCAGACCCUGUGCAAGGCUGACUCAGAGGGCAUGAAGGACCUGCUGCAGCAAUAUGCCAAGUUCAACAUAGAGAUCGAGGAGAGCAAGCGCCACCAGGCAGAGGAACGCAAAGUUGGAAGACUGAAUAAAACUGCAGCUAAGAAAGUUUCAAGUAGAAGAACAGAGAGUACCACCAGAGCAGACACAACAGAGUCACAACAACAGACUGCUAAACCCACCAGUAAGGUUGAGCCUUCCACUAAAAACACUGCUCCUGAGAACAAGGGCUCAGAAGUCAAGGUGGAAAGCCAGACACAACCAGUGAAAGGUGCAGGAAGAGCACAUUCGGUGGAUAAUAAUACCAAGGCGCCUAAAGAGACGAAAGGUGAAAUGGCUGAUAAAAAGAUCAGCAAGCCAGAGCCCAGCGCUUCAGAGAAAUCGAAAGGGAAGAGCAGAAACAAGCAGUCAAAGGAAAAGACGGUAUCAGGCAGCUCCAGAGACCCCAGUGUGCGGGAUGCACUGGUGUCAGCUGUGCAGGAAGCCCACACGGCCCUGACCGACCAGCGCUGCCGCAAUGCAGAGCAGGCCUUCUCCCAGGCCCUUAGCAUCCUGGAGACCAGCACACCAAAGGAACUUGGCCUCUGUGCUCUUGACCAAGUUGUGCUGAUUUAUGGCCAUGCCUCAGCACUCAUAGAGAUUGGUCAACCUGAGGAACUUGCUGAAGCUCAAAGAGACUUUGAAAAGAUCAAAACCUUUGAAGAGAGGAAGUUUCAGUGUCUGGUUUUUUACGGCAUUGGAAAGGCGUAUCAGAAGGAGAACCGAUUUCCACUUGCUCUGGAACAGUUUUCUGAUUCUAUGCAAAUGGUUAAGAAAAAGAUAACACCUGGUAAACUGACCUGGCCCACCACAAAAGUUAUUGUUGAGGAAACUAAGCCGGGCUAUUUCAAGGAGCUGCUAGAGGAAUCCAUAGAGAUGUGCAAAUUUCCACCUAAACCAGAUGCCAUUUGUCUGCAUCAGAAUUGCCACGGACAUUCCAAAAUAGAAAUCUACUUCACAGAUCCAGAUUUUAAGGGUUUCAUUCGGAUGGUUUGCUGCCAAAGCUGCAAAGUUGAGUACCAUAUCAGCUGUUGGAAGAAGUUGAAAGCAACAGCAUUCUCUGAUAAGAAUGAAAAGGAUUUCCUGCAGGAAAUGUGCUUUACUCCAGACUGUUUGGGUAGAAUCUGUCAUAUUAAAAUCUAUGGUUCAACAGGGCUUGUCAAAUGUGAGUUUGAAGCAUCUAUUGAGAAACUUGUGGGUACAGCAACAUUGAGAGUAAAUCAGAAAUGUACAAGUCUCAAGAAGUUGAAAUCCAAAGAGGAUCGUAAACUCAGGCGGAAGCAACAUAGGCAAGAUGCUUCUUUGUCUACGCAAGACAAGAAUGAUCAGAUACCUUUGGAGAACGGGGAGACAAUUGUCGUUGGACAGAAGGCUUCAUCCCCCACCUGGCUAGCUUACGGGGACCGUGUUCUGCUUCAGAUCAGUGAGAGUAAAGACCUAUUCAGGGACGAGAGCCACAACAUCUCUGUCCUGAUGGAGAACCUUAAGCCAUGGAUGGACCUAGACCGGAUCAAGGGGAAUGAGCUGGGCACGUCGUACGCUGGGAGGCAGCCGGAGACGCUGGGGGACGUUGUAGCGCUUCUCCUGGAAAGGAAGAACCGGGUGUGGGCCCGCGUAUUUAUCCAUAGCCUGAGCGGCUGCCUGGACACCAGCCCCAAGCUGCACAACUGGGCCCACCAACUGAACAGCGCAGGUCUGAAUUCAGCUGGACUGUUCAUUGACCGCUAUGCAGACCACCUGGAGCAGCUCGACCUCGCUCCUUUGCUAAAUUUUGCCCCCCUGCAGGACAUGCUCAUAGAGAAGUUUGGGACUAUGCCUGAGUUUUUUAGCAGCCAAGGGUUGACUCUAACGGAGUACCUAAAGCAGGCCCCUCCCCAGGAAAUGAGGCUGUUUAUCUGGACUCUGGAGGAGCACAGAGACCAGUACACCACCUGCCACACUGUGCUGGAUUACUAUUUUGAAAUAAUGGAUGGGGAUUGUUUAGUGAUUAAAAAGACAGGGAUUGAAAAUGAAAUUAAUUCCCCUAUUAAGACUAGGAACAGAAACCGCAAAAAGAAGCAGAAGGAGCCAAAGGGGUCGGUUAUUGUGCUGUCGGGAAUGAGAGGUGGUACCUCAAGAGAGGAGGACGAAGAGGAUUUUUUAGACGACUCUUUAAUGUUCUUUGACUCCAGUGACCCAUUCAGCAUUCCCGAUCAUCUUCGAAAUCAGGUGGCAGAGUUUGAGGGACAGUACAACAAUGGCAGCCGCAGUAGCCACUACAAUAGAAUAUUGGACAACAACCCCGACCCGACUAAGGAGAGUUUGUACGACUACUUUGCCCAGAUCCUGGAGGAGUACGGUCCCCUAGGGGCCCAGGACCCCUUGCUGGUGGGUGAGCUGAACAACUUCCCCUCUGACGCCCAGCAGAAGAUCCAGGAGGCAGGCGGCCUUGAGCCCUUCCUUCUCGAGUCGCUGCGCUUCGUCAGGACUGACAACCUCCUGGGCCUCAUGAAGCACGCUGUGUCACUGCAGGAUGCCAACACUCACAGAAUGGACGAUCUGGACUUCAUAGGGGAUAUCCCCAAUGGACUCUCUCUAAACCCUUCUGCUAUGGAGUUCCUCCCAAACUCUCAUGACUCUGGACCUAGGGAUUAUGAUGAAGAGCCUUUUGCCAACAUUCAUGUGCAGCCUAACCUGGUUGAAGUCUGUGGCUAUCUUCAAGGGAUGCCCACUCUCCCCAGCCCGUAUAUUUUCCCUGCCUUUGGCUCUCAAGCUGCCCCACCUGCCAACGGAAUAGCAGGUGCCAUUGAAACUCUGAGAGCGGAGGACAAGUCAUAUAAUAACCAUGAUCCGGAUAACCUUGAGGAUUUUGACCUUGAUAUUAGAGACGUGGAUGAACAGGGAUUGUUGGAGGCUGUUUAUGCUCCCGUUCGCGGUGCCAAGGCACCUGGAAAGACUACAGUGGAAGUACAGGUAUUAACUUGUGACACCUUGAGUGAAGUGGCUGUUAACACAGAGCCUUAUGAGCCUUUUGAAGGGAAUAAUGGAGACAUGAACAAGAAAGAGAAGAGUAAUGCAGAGUUUGAACAGCAGAUCCAGCAAAUGGUGCAGGAUUACGGCGCUGUGAAGCAAAGACGCCAAAAGGAGAUAUCUGCCCUAGAAGGAGAGCAAGAGGAAAUCAACCAUUCAAUACAGGUCACCCAUAAAGAGCUGGGCUUGUUCCAGCAGAAGCUGGAGGAGGAGGUGAAGAAGGACCAACAGGAGAAGAAAGAUAAUCAGGAAAUACUGAAGGCCUUAAAGACUGAGAUAAAGGAGCUGGCGGAGUCACAGGAGAGCAUUUCUAAGAACAUCCACGAGAAGAACAAGGAGUAUGAGACACAGCUGAAUAAUUUCCUGGUGCUGAGUAACCAGUCAGCUGCUGAGAAGAUGAGCCUGGAGGAUGAGAUCAAGCGGUGCAGAGACCUGUGUGCCAAGGCAACUAGGAGGUCUCGGGGAGCAGAGCUGUCUAAAUUGGAGAACCGGCGUAGCCGCGGACUGCGCUGCCUCUACAGGUCUCUGUCUGAUGCCAGGGCCAUCCUGGCCAAACUCAAGGAAGUGGCUCCCAGAUUCCCUUCCCAAAUUCUCCAGUCAGCCACAGAUGCUUGGAUAGCAUGUGUUCAAGAAGCAGAGGAGAAAAUCCACUCAACUGAGGCACAGUACCAGGAUCAGAUAGAACAGGUGAAGAGGGGGACCAGGCUGUGCACUCUGCCCCCAGUUGCAGUCCCCAGCGCCCCCCGGCCCCCACCUGUACCGAUCUGCUCUGUCCCAGAGGAAGACCCAUCCCUGGUACCCCUCUGCCUCCCCUACCCCGUCCCCUCCAUUGGCCCUCCCCCGGGCCUGAGCUUUCCCCUAGUGGCGCCAGGCUUGAGAUACAGUGCAGGCUUCACACAGCAGGCAGAACAUGUUCUGGGGCUCCACUUCCCCAUCAGAGGGUCCCUGGGGCCAGAGCAGAUGCUGUUCCCACCCCAGGUUCACCAGCAGCUCCCUUGCCACCCAGUGCACAUAAGAGUCCCCCUCUAUGGUCACCUGGGGUUGCCUAGAGCCCCUCUGGCCCCAGCCAUGGCUCAGAAUGUUGCACUGCCCUCCAGUAUGGCUGGAGCUCCAACUAGUGCUACCACUAACCAUCCUAUCACGAGGCCACCUCAGCAGAACCAGGCUUCCAGGCCACAGGCCCCACAGCCCACAAAUGUGUACGAUAGAAUCGUAGACCGGCUCAGCGUCAUGUUCCCUCACUAUAGCAGGCCUGUGCUGUCCAAGUUCAUUGGGGAGAUGCGCACGGCCAACAGAGGCUGCCUGAACUCCCUGUCCUACCAGGAGGUCAUCAACAGAGUGGCCCAGCUUAUCCUGGACCACCAGGACUCCACCAGGGAGCAGCUGAGCAGUGCAGGUAGAGGUGACACUGCUGGGACCCCUUCGCGCUCCGACUCACCAGGCUCCGUCCACUCCACCGGACCCCACGUCUGGAAGAGCGUGGGUGCCCAAGGACACUCCAAGUCGAAGGCGUUGAACAUGGAGGAUCCCUGUAUCAUCUGCCAUGAUGACAUGUCCCAGGAGGACUUGUGUGUGCUGGAGUGCAGACAUAGCUUCCACACAGAGUGUAUUAAGUCGUGGCUGAAGGAGCAGAGCACCUGUCCCACCUGCAGAGAGCAUGCUCUCCUGCCCGAGGACUUCCCUCUGCUGCCCGGCAGAAUACGCAGGGGCCACACGCCUGCUGCCUUCUCUUAAACACCCCCAGCUACCUACCCUGAACCCCUAACCCUCCCCUAUGUCCAAUACCUAAACUCCAAACACAAAUUGUUUCCCAUUAUAUGGUCAACUGCUCCAUUCUAUAAUAAAGGCUUCUGUCAAAUGUGCAUGUGAAGAGAAAUAAAUUGGACCAAAGUAGUGUGAUUAACCAGUUAUCCAUCUGGCUCCCUACUAUGAUUAUAUAUUCUAUUGGUUUAUACUGUAUCAUGCAAGGAAUGUUUUAGCUUUUUUAUUUAGCUUCUAUCGUAUGUGCCAUUAUAAUGCUGAAGUGUGUAGACAUCCAUGUUUGCCUUAGACAAUGUUUGACUGUUAAAUCUGUUCAUAAGCAUUCAUCACAGCGCUGUUGUCAUUAGACACAUUCUUCUGUAAGGAAUUGUUUAGUUGGUCGCAAUUAUUAUAAUUUUUUUUUACAUUAAGUUUGGUUAUGGGUUCAGCUAAUUCUUAAGUCUUAAGGCUCUUGUGCCUGGUGUAAUAAAGUUUGAUUGGCAGUUACUUUGUGUGAAGCUGUUUGAAAAGUUGGAACUGGAGGAUAGAAAACCAACUUUGUCACUGCAAUUUUAAAAACAUUUGCCAAAUGUUUGUAUGAUUCAUUUUAAGAUAACUAUUUUAAUUAAAAUAUCUGGCAGACUU